AUGGGUGUUGAUUACUACAAAGUCCUCCAAGUCGACCACAACGCCACCGACGAUGAUCUGAAGAAAUCUUACAGGAAACUCGCCAUGAAGUGGCAUAUGGACAAGAACCCAAACAACAAAAAAGAUGCCGAAACCAAGUUCAAGCAGAUCUCCGAAGCUUACGAGGUUCUGAGCGAUCCCCAAAAAAAAGCUGUGUCUGACCGGUACGGCGAGGAAGGCUUGAAAGGGAGUGUUCCUCCUCCAGAUUCUGGUGGAGCCACUUACUUCUCUACCGGAGACGGCCCAACAUCCUUCCGGUUCAACCCUAGAAACGCAGAUGAUUUAUUCGCUGAGUUCUUUGGGUUCUCUAGCCCAUUCGGCGGUGGUGGCGAGAGAGGAACUACCAAGAAGAUGAGAAUUUCCAGGGAGAUUGCUGAUGUCAGCGGCAAGACGAUGCCGGUAGAAGAGAUUUUAACGAUUGACGUGAAGCCAGGGUGGAAGAAAGGCACAAGAAUCACAUUCCCUGAGAAAGGGAAUGAGCAACCAGGUGUUACUCCAGCUGAUUUAGUCUUCAUCAUUGACGAGAAGCCUCACACGGUUUUCACUCGAGAGGGAAAUGACCUCAUUGUCACACAGAAGAUCUCACUUGUUGAGGCGUUGACCGGCUACACUGUGGAUCUGACGACACUUGAUGGUCGGAGGCUGACGAUCCCAAUCACUAACGUGAUACACCCUAAGUACGAGGAAGUAGUUCCAAAGGAAGGAAUGCCGUAG
Molecule: messenger RNA, 753 nt
Organism: Eruca vesicaria subsp. sativa (arugula)
Lineage: Eukaryota; Viridiplantae; Streptophyta; Magnoliopsida; Brassicales; Brassicaceae
Source: the annotation of a GenBank genome assembly